AUGCAAUUUCAACGUCACUACUACUACUUCUACUACUACUACUACUACUACUACUACUACUACUACUACUACUACUACUACUACUACUACUACUACUACUACUACUACUACUACUACUUCUACUACUACUACUACUACUACUACUACUACUACUACUACUACUACUACUACUACUACUACUACUACUACUACUACUACCACCAGCACCACCACCGCGAACUCCUUAUCCCACACUUGUUAAAUUCAUACUUUCCUUCCGCCUCUCCAACUUCAUCACAUCACAUUACUUUGACUUCUACUCCGAUCCCACAUUCUUAUCCUCCUGCUCAUCGACUGCGCGUAACUCAUCCUCCGCCUCCAAUUAUUUCACCGCCUCCACUCUCACCUCGACUUCCUUCAACAUCCUAUCCUCCUGUCCCUGCAACUUCGCCUGUAUCUCCUCCCCUCACCCUUCCACUACUACGCACAGCCCACAAAAAAGUUCCACUCUAG
Spirometra erinaceieuropaei is the source of this 492-nucleotide messenger RNA. The record is from the annotation of a GenBank genome assembly. Lineage: Eukaryota; Metazoa; Platyhelminthes; Cestoda; Diphyllobothriidea; Diphyllobothriidae.